GGGCGGUCCCUGGCACAGUGGAGGAAGUGGGGCUACCGCGCGGACUUGGCCUGGGGUUUCUGUUCAGAGCUGCUCCACCAUGUCGAAGGUUUCCUUUAAGAUCACGCUGACGUCGGACCCGCGCCUCCCUUACAAAGUACUCAGCGUUCCCGAAAGUACCCCUUUCACAGCAGUCUUAAAGUUUGCAGCAGAAGAAUUUAAAGUUCCUGCAGCAACAAGUGCAAUUAUUACCAAUGAUGGAAUAGGAAUAAAUCCUGCACAGACUGCUGGAAAUGUUUUUCUAAAGCAUGGUUCAGAACUGCGAAUUAUUCCUAGAGAUCGUGUUGGAAGUUGUUAAUACCCACUACUUGGAACAUAGGAUUACCUUUCAAAAUAAAUACUGGUAUUGUUGUAAAACUGAAAUCGGUCAUUUAAAAUACUAUGAAAACACCAGUUGUUGAUGAAAUAAUGAAAGGUGACUCUCCGCCCCUUCUUGUUGUUCACACUCUUCACGUGAAGAGGAAAUGCUUAAGCAUUGAGGGUAUCACCACAGAAGAUCGUAGUCUUUCAUUGCUACCUCACAACACACACAGGUAGUUCGUUCGGGGUAAAUGGAUUAUCCAGCUGUGUUUUGUAACUGGAGGAUGCUUCCGAUAAUUCUUUCUGAGAACAUUUGGAAAAUUAAAAUUUGCUGAAUCUUCCUAUUUGUCUUUGAGUUAAAAAUUUAAAAGGAUUAUGGAUAGUAUGUGGCAGUUUGCUUGACAGUGUCUGACUUCCAGACUCAAAAAAGUUGAAUUCUUAAUUAUAUAUUGUUUAUGAUAAAGGAUAUAGACAGAUCAAUGAAUAUGUAACUAUCUUAACUUUUUAUCACUUAGUAUUUUUUAAGUUUCAAACUUUAUGUAGUCAUACAAAUUUUAAUAUAAUAUCGAAGAGCCAGAAAUUGAUUUUUUUGAUCUAGCCCUUAUGUAUAAAAUUGAUAUCCCACACCAAAGAGUUUUAUCUAUGAUCUUGCAGAAUUCAAUACUUGUAAUGGUGAGAUUGAAAAUAAAAUCGGAGCAUCCUUUGCUUAGUUAUGCAUUCCUUUACCAGUCUCUUUUAAUACAUCUUUUAAAACAGGAUUCCUCAAAAACCGUUGUCUUUUUGAGUAUAAUAUUUCUAAAUAGCGUUCAGGAAGAGAGUAUUGUAAAGAAGAUCUGAAGUUCACAACAAAGUUCAAGGAAAUGCUAAUUGGAAAUGCUGAUUAAUUAUACUUACUGAAGACCCAACAUUUAAGGAAGUGUUAAGAUUAGUCGCUCAAAUGAAUGACUUGAAAGGAAAGAUGGGGAUGACCGGCUUCUAGUAACACAAGCCAACAGUGAAGGGGAAGAGGAAGCUCAAGCAAAGUGUCACAGAAAUGCCAACUGGGUAGGCGAAACUGCAGAGGCUUUGUUGGGGGGAACUCAAGGGGAAAACCAAACACUUGACAUUGUCAUAAGGAGUGGAAGGCAAGUAGAGAAAAAAAAGUAUAGGCUUUGUCAGAAUACAGAUUUCAAAGUUCCCCUUAUGAGAAUCCAACGACUGAGGUGCAUAAGGGAAGAUUGUAUUUGCCAUUACAGAGGAAUCAGUAGCUAUGCAAAUCUUGGAAGAUGAAAUGAAGGCUCGUAGUGCUUCAGAAUGAGUGCUCACCCGGCUCUAUUCCAGGUGGUGGGCUCUGUGGAGGCAGGCCUUGUGUUUGUCUUGCUCUUUCUAGACCUGGAAGUAUAGUAGGCUUUCAGUAAAUACUUGCUGAAUUAUUCAUGAAUGAAAUAGCGAUAUGAUCAACUUUUAUCUUGUUUCAGUAUCUUCCCUAUCAUAGACCCUAGGCUCAUUGGAAAAAAAUUGUAAGGAAAUGCAACAGAAUCAGCAUCUGAAGGGUGACAGUAGUAGUUAAGUUUAAGAAAUUAACCAGAUAUUGUUCAUAUAUUUGACAGAUAAAUAGCAGGAUUCUGAAUUGUAAAGGAAAAAAGUCUUUGCUAAGGUUGAAGAGUAUACUUCUGAUGUUUUCGAAAGUUUUUAUUUUUAUAAAGAAAAUUUGAUUCUCAUAGACCCCCAGGUCCUUAACAAUAUUAACUGUCAGUUAACCAGAAAUUUGUGAAUACCCAUUCCCUGAGUUUUUUGUUUAAUUUAGAUUCCCCCCAUUCUAUUUCUAGCACAAAAGCUUCUUGCUGUGUUACAUAAAUAAGUUUAUGAUGUCCUGUACUGUAAUUUGUUUAAUAUUUUUGUUCUUUGGUUUUGAAAAUUUCAUUGUAGUAAGUUCUUAAAUUAAAAACAUUUUCUUAAAGAACUAGCUAUUUUGUUACUAAAUGUGAUCUGUAAGUUCUUUGUGCAGAAUGUUUUGAAGUAUUAUAGUUUAAGUGCAUUAUUGAUACCUAAUUAAUGUCUUAUGAAAAUACAUUUUGUUUUACCAUAAA
Equus quagga is the source of this 2408-nucleotide messenger RNA. It is a transcript of the gene UFM1, whose product is annotated as ubiquitin fold modifier 1. The record is from RefSeq and is a predicted model, not a curated record. Bases 80 to 337 code for a protein of 85 amino acids. NCBI's taxonomy places the organism in Eukaryota, Metazoa, Chordata, Mammalia, Perissodactyla, Equidae. Gene Ontology annotation, biological process: protein K69-linked ufmylation. Gene Ontology annotation, cellular component: cytoplasm; nucleus. The transcript is spliced from 6 exons.